Molecule: messenger RNA, 1257 nt
Organism: Phragmites australis (common reed)
Lineage: Eukaryota; Viridiplantae; Streptophyta; Magnoliopsida; Poales; Poaceae
Product: probable prolyl 4-hydroxylase 6
Exons: 7
Coding region: 160-1056 (298 amino acids)
Biological process (GO): peptidyl-proline hydroxylation to 4-hydroxy-L-proline
Cellular component (GO): endoplasmic reticulum
Molecular function (GO): L-ascorbic acid binding; iron ion binding; procollagen-proline 4-dioxygenase activity
Source: RefSeq, a predicted model, not a curated record
CAGUCGCCCAGUCUCCUCCCGCGUUUCCAUUCCAGCGGGAUCCCGGAGACCACGGCACCAUUUCCAUUCCAGUCGGUCGUUAUAAGCAGGAAACCAACGCGCGCCCCAUGGCAACGCUGCCUCCGCCGUCACGCCGUGGUUCUGCUCAUCCCGGUCCCCAUGGCGCCGCCGCUCGUCCUGCUCCUCCCACUCAUCGUCGCCGCGCUCGCGCUGUGCCCGGAACUCUCCCACGGCCACGGCGGCGGCUUCUACGACCCGGCGCGCGUCACCCAGCUCUCAUGGCGCCCCAGGGCGUUCCUGUACAGCGGCUUCCUCUCGGACAGCGAGUGCGACUACCUCGUCAAGCUGGCGAAGGGGAGGAUGGAGAAGUCGAUGGUGGCGGACAGCGACUCCGGGAAGAGCGUUAUGAGUCAGGUCCGCACCAGCUCGGGCACUUUCUUGGCCAAGCACGAGGAUGAAAUUGUCACUGCAAUCGAGAACCGUGUUGCUGCUUGGACAUUUCUUCCCGAAGAAAAUGUUGAAUCAAUUCAGGUUCUGCGCUAUGAAAUUGGUCAGAAGUAUGAUGCCCACUUCGAUUAUUUCCAUGACAAAAACAACCUGAAACGUGGUGGUCAUCGUGUUGCCACCGUGCUUAUGUACUUGACAGAUGUCAAGAAGGGUGGAGAGACUGUAUUUCCAAAUGGUGAGGGAAGCCAUUUACAACACAAGGACGAAACUUGGUCAGAUUGUGCAAGAUCUUGCCUGGCAGUGAAACCAAAAAAAGGAGACGCACUACUGUUCUUCAGUCUUCAUGUCAAUGCAACAACUGAUCCAAGCAGCCUUCAUGGGAGCUGCCCAGUAAUUGAGGGUGAGAAAUGGUCAGCCACAAAAUGGAUUCACGUCAGAUCAUUCGAUAAUCCUUCGAAUGUAAGGACAGAUGUGCCAUGUUCUGAUGACAAUGAGCUCUGCCCUAGAUGGGCUGCAGUUGGGGAGUGUUACAAGAACCCAACAUACAUGGUGGGCACCAAGGAUUCGCUCGGAUUUUGCCGCAAGAGUUGCGGGGUGUGUGAUGCAUAAACCACCCUGCAAUCUGAAUGUGUUGUGGGGUGUUGCCGUGUUAGGACAUAAUUGUUUUCACCCCCCCCCCCCCCCCAAUCAUGUUUUACGGUUACUGAGUUGUACAUAACAAAUGAGGCAGGAUUUUAGUAGUAUGGUCGUAUGGAGUACUGUCUCCUCUUGACAUCUGUAGUUUGACUUCGGAGCAUCUUGAUACAAAGG